Chelonia mydas (Green sea turtle) is the source of this 884-nucleotide messenger RNA. RefSeq names its product actin binding transcription modulator (gene ABITRAM). Bases 214 to 633 code for a protein of 139 amino acids. The record is from RefSeq and is a predicted model, not a curated record. Lineage: Eukaryota; Metazoa; Chordata; Testudines; Cheloniidae. Gene Ontology annotation, biological process: regulation of actin filament polymerization; dendrite morphogenesis; regulation of filopodium assembly. Gene Ontology annotation, molecular function: actin filament binding; actin monomer binding. The transcript has 6 exons. Gene Ontology annotation, cellular component: dendrite; filopodium tip; lamellipodium.
GGCGCGACCCGCCCCUGUGCGGAGCCCGGCCCUCGCCCGCGGGUGCGCUGCGGCUCCCGGCGGCGCGUCCCGCGGCUGCGGGCGGGUGAGCGGCGGGUCUGGCCGCGGCCGGGCUGUCAGCUCGUACCCGGCUUCGCCGCUGUCCUCCCUGCCAAGGGGCUGAGCUCGCGGCUGGCGUGAGAGCCCCGCUCAGGCUGUCGCCUGCCGCCCUGGAUGUUAAGGGUAAUCUAUGUGAGGACCACUGUAUAUUGCAGCAUUCUAAUAGAAUCUGUGUCAUCACGCUGGCAGAAGCUCAUCCUCUUCUUCAAAAUGGAAAAACAAUUAAGAGUAUUAAUUACCAAAUCAGUGCCAACUGCAGUAGACUUCAAAAUAAAGUCUCUGGAAAGUCAAAGCGGAAUAUCUUGUUCAGAUGGAGAAGAAUAUACUAUAUAUAGUUGUAUAAGAGGGCGGUUGAUGGAAGUUAAUGAAAACAUUCUGGAUAAUCCAGCUAUUCUACAAGAAAAGCCAUCUACUGAGGGAUACAUUGCAGUUGUACUACCCAAAUUUGAAGAAAGUAAGACCAUAACUCAAGGACUUCUGACACAGAAGGAAUAUGAAGAAGUUUUGUUGAAACGUUUUAAUUCCACUUCAUGAAGCUCUAUAUUUAACUGAAUACAUAAAUGUCUGAACUACACUGUGAGUAGCUUCAGAAUUAAGUAUUGCAUAGAUAACACUUGUAAUCAUCUACUUCCAGUAUAUCCCAUAGUUGUAACAUGAAAGAGUUGUAAAAUUGUACAGACUUAAUGUAGGGGACUGGAAAUUAGUUGUUUGUUGUUUUUUAAACAAGUGAUCAGUAAACAGUCAUCAUUUUAUUUCAUACAGAAAUAAACAGUUUAAACAUUUAA